GUGGUGAUGGAGUAUCGGUACGAUGACAGCCAGGGGGAGAGCCAGAGCCAGAACCAGGCAGCUGUUGCCUACAGUGUCUCCAGCAAUGGUGAUGAUAGCUCCAGUAGCAACAACAGCGAUAGCAGCAAUGUCAACCAUGAUGACGACCAUGAUGACAGCCAUGAUGAUGACCAUGAUGACAGCCAUGAUGACGACCAUGAUGACAGCCAUGAUGAUGACCAUGAUGACAAUGACAACCAUGAUGACCACGAGGGGCAUGAUGAUUGAGUGCAUUCCGGCUGCAGUGGGCUGCUGC
Molecule: messenger RNA, 295 nt
Organism: Closterium sp. NIES-67
Lineage: Eukaryota; Viridiplantae; Streptophyta; Zygnematophyceae; Desmidiales; Closteriaceae
Source: the annotation of a GenBank genome assembly